AUGCAGAUCGUCAACUGUGUCGCAGCUGCGAUCGUGGUUGGUUCGACCAGCGCUACUCGUAGCUUUCACAACGCUUCCCUCGACUAUCCAGAAUAUGGCUUCCCUCUGCUGCAAGAUGUCAACGACACUGAGCUGUUGUUCCCUAUGCCAUCAUGUCACGGCUUUGUGAUUGCAGAGAAGAGCAUUGAGGAGAUCCAAGAGUACAUGACCUCUGGGAACCUCACAUCUGUUCAGCUCACAAGCUGCUAUCUGCAGAGACUCUUCCAGACUCGCGACUACCUCAAUCCGAUCAUCGAGGUCAAUCCAGAUGUCUUCGACAUUGCUGCAGCUAUGGACGAGGAGCGCCGCCAUGGCAAGGUCCGUGGUCCUCUGCAUGGUAUUCCGUUUGCGGUCAAGGACAACAUCGCCACUAAGGACAAGAUGCAGACGACCGCUGGAUCGUGGGCCUUGCAAGGAAACAUUGUACCCCGCGAUGCAUACGUAGUGAGCAAUCUUCGCAAAGCUGGUGCUGUGCUGUUCGGUAAAGCUACUCUUUCCGAGUGGGCAGACAUGCGCUCCAACUAUUAUUCGGAAGGAUACUCUGGUCGUGGUGGACAAUGCCGAAGUGCCUACAACCUUACGGUCAACCCAGGAGGUAGCAGUUCUGGAAGUGGUGUGGGUGUAGCAGCCAACGUCUUCCCAUUCGCUCUCGGCACGGAAACCGACGGAUCUGUUAUCAACCCUGCUCAGCGCAAUGCCAUUGUUGGUUUCAAACCAACUGUUGGCCUGACUUCGCGUGGAGGCGUUAUCCCUGAAUCCUUGAACCAGGACACUGUUGGUGCUUUUGGCAAGACUGUUCGCGAUGUGACUUCUGUCCUCGACGCCAUCUACGGUGUGGAUGUUCACGACAAUCAGACCUCUGCUCAGAUUGGCAAGACACCUAAGGGUGGUUAUGCACAGUUCUUGACCAAUCGGACUGCACUCAAGGGAGCCACUUUCGGCAUUCCAUGGAACAGCUUCUGGGUCUACGCCGACGCUCACGAGCAGGAGGUCCUCCUUGAAUUGGUUUCCUUGAUCCAGUCUGCCGGUGCGACCAUCGUCAACAACACUGAGCUUCCAUACUACAAGACCAUUGUCUCUCCUGACGGCUGGAACUGGGACUACGGCAGCACUCGCGGCUUCCCGAAUGAGAGCGAGUACACCUACAUCAAGGUCGAUUUCUACAACAACAUCCGCACCUACCUUGCCGAUCUGAACAACACGAACAUUCGCUCGCUCGAGGAUCUCGUACAGUUCAACUACGACAACGACGGCACUGAGGGUGGCUACCCUUAUGCCAACGGCAGCGGUAUCCCUGCAUUCACUUCCGGUCAAGAUGGCUUCUUAGCCUCGCUAGCCACUAAGGGAGAGAUGAACGCAACUUACUGGUCCGCACUCAACUUCUGCCGCUACACGACUCGCGAGGCAGGUAUCGAUGCUGUUCUCGCCAUGGGCCCUAACGGUACCCAGCUCGAUGGUAUCUUGGUUCCUCCGGAUGUCGCUCAAGCACCUCAGAUUGCCGCUCAGGCCGGUUACCCUAUGCUGACCUUGCCCGCCGGCACCCAUGAGAAUGGUAUGCCGUUCGGUCUGGCACUCAUGCAGACGGCUUUCGCAGAGGACAAGCUUGUCAAGUGGGGAUCAGCGAUUGAGGAUCUGCAGGCCAGUUCCAACACACCGAACAAGCGCACUCUGCCUCAAUGGCGCGACUACCUGGUCAGAAACAUUCCUGUCACCUAG
Molecule: messenger RNA, 1755 nt
Organism: Aureobasidium melanogenum CBS 110374
Lineage: Eukaryota; Fungi; Ascomycota; Dothideomycetes; Dothideales; Saccotheciaceae
Product: amidase signature enzyme
Exons: 5
Coding region: 1-1755 (584 amino acids)
Source: RefSeq, a predicted model, not a curated record